Molecule: messenger RNA, 1268 nt
Organism: Morus notabilis
Lineage: Eukaryota; Viridiplantae; Streptophyta; Magnoliopsida; Rosales; Moraceae
Exons: 3
Coding region: 216-1124 (302 amino acids)
Source: RefSeq, a predicted model, not a curated record
UCUUCUGCUUCGUUAGGGAUUAAUCUCUCUUCUAUUUUUCGGACAAUUUGAUCAAAUUCUUCUCAUAUUUUCACAUUUUAGCUUCUAUUCGCUCACUAUAUUUUUCUUCUUCUCAGGUUCACAAUUUUUCUUUCGUUCUGCGCAAAUCCGUGAUGCUCAAAGAGGGCUCGUCUUCCGGGUUCUAGGGCUAGCUUGUGUUAAUAAUCAGGUAAUGAAUGGCAUUUAGAGGUAACAAUCAGAUUGAGCAAGGAAAAAAAGGGGCUAGGCGUACAUGGACAAAACAGGAAGAAGAAGCAUUGGUAGGCAUCCUCAAAGAUUUAGUUGCACGAGGACAUCGUUGUGAAAAUGGAAGUUUCAAACCUGGCACAAACCUUAUCAUAGAGAAGGCUUUGACUGAUACUUUUCCUACAUGCGGAUUAAAAUCUACGCCUCAUAUAGACUCCAAAAUGAAAGUUUGGAGAAAAAAUUAUAGUAUAGUUUUUGAUAUGGUUAGCAAGAGUGAGUUUAGAUGGAAUGAUGUGCAUAACUGUGUGGAGGUUGACAGUGAUGAAGUAUGGGAAACAUAUGUGCAGCACCAUAAAGAGGCACGGGGUUGGAGAGGAAAGCCUUUUCCAUUUUACGACAAACUUCAGAACAUCUUUGGAAUUGACCAUGCAACUGGAAGGGGUAUUGAGACGCUUGCUAAUACGGUUGACGACAUUGAACGAAAUGAGACCCACACUAAUGAUCUUGAAGUAGAAGAAGAAUGUGUUCCAUCUACAGACAACCAAACAUCAAGUACUAACUCGAUUCAAUCGUCACGUCGAAAGAGGAGAAGAUCAUAUGACAAUAGAAGUGAUGGCUUGGAGAAACUUGCUGAAUCUCUUGUCAAAAUGAUGGAUAAAUCAAAUACACAGGUGAAAAUGAUAGUUCAUGGCUUAGAGGAUGCCAUACAAAAGAAAGAUGAUGAUCAAUAUAAUUUCAUAUGGAAUGGUCUUACAAAGUUGGAUAUUCCUAUUGAUGAUCAAAUCAAGGCAUUGAAGCUCAUUGCUCAAGAACCAUGGAAUGUUAGUGUCUUUAAAGCUUUGGAUGAUUCAAAGAAGUUGGAUUGGGUAAGAUCACUCUUGCGAAUAUCUAAGAAAUGAAACCUACUAACUUUUGUGUGUUAUGAAGUUGUUGGUUCUCAUACUUUAUGAACAACUUUGGCUAUUAGUUUUGCACAAUUAUGAUAUUAGACUUUAUAUUUGUCAUUCGGUCUAUAUUAUACUUUGUGGUGAACCAUUAAGAUA